AUGCUGCGUUUUCUGAUCUUGCUGGGAGUCGGAGUUUUGCUGGGAAUCCAUAUACUUGACACUCAAGCGGACUGCAAUGUGUGUGCAUCCAAGAGCAACGUUGCCUGUGUAUCAAAUACUUCGUUUCAAUUUUGUUCAACUAACGAUUUGCCCUUCGGUCCGGUUUACACUUGUCCGACGGGAUAUUAUUGCACGGCGAAUGACGCUAUAUGUAACACAAAUGUUGCCUUAAGAUCCUGCAUUGGUUGUGGUUCUUGCAAUAACAACAACACAUUCGCCUGCCUCACCGCCAGGACUUUUUCGUUGUGCUUGGGGACAAGCACUCCUUCGCAGAUCCUGGGAAGCUGUGGAGCGAACUACGUCUGCGAUUACAACAAUCCGAAUAUUUGUGGUAGUCCCUCCGCGGGAUCCCAGGCCACUUGUCCCGGAGACACUACUGAAACUGGACUAGAUCCCACAGGAUUGACACCCACCGCCUACUGUUCACUUGUUCAACAGCGUGGACGAUUUCCCUAUGGCAUCGACCUCAAUACCACGUGUAAGCAGUACAUAUAUUGUUUCCUGAAUGCAACUUACUGGCGGGGAGGUCUCUACUCUUGUCCCGGUCAAACGUAUUACGAUAGCUCAUCGCAUUACUGCGAAACUGAAGUGCCCGCAAGAUGUACUUAUGGAGUCGCCACUUUGAGCCUCACGAUUCCAUAG
Drosophila elegans is the source of this 702-nucleotide messenger RNA. RefSeq lists its product as uncharacterized. Gene Ontology annotation, molecular function: chitin binding. NCBI's taxonomy places the organism in Eukaryota, Metazoa, Arthropoda, Insecta, Diptera, Drosophilidae. The record is from RefSeq and is a predicted model, not a curated record. Gene Ontology annotation, cellular component: extracellular region. Bases 1 to 702 code for a protein of 233 amino acids. The transcript is spliced from 2 exons.